AUGUCUUGGGCUGGCCCAAACGGCAAUAACAAUCCCUUCCCCCACCCACCCGGCGCCCAGACAUUCUGGAGUUGGGUUCACUCUCUUGACCCCAACAACCGUGCCGGAGCCGGUGUCGACCACUCUGCAGGCGGUCCCUGGGCGAACUUUCCCCACGGAUUCCCGUUUCACGGUGCUGAAUUUGGCCUCGGUAACGGCCCCAGUGGAUGGGGUGCAUACGGCGGCUGGGGUGAUGCCCGAAGAGGAGGACCUGGCCACCGUCGCGGUGGCGGCCGUUGCGGCAGCCGGGGUCGCCACGGUCGCCACGAGCACCGACAGGGUAUGAACGAGGGCGAUGAGACAGCAGAAGACAUCAUGCGCGACGUCGAUGACGCCGAGAUCUCGGACAAGGAAAAGGACGACUCCCCCGACACCAUGCGCGACAGCCCUGAUGAGGGCCUCCCAGAGCACAGUCAUCACCAUGGCCCAGGCCGACGUGGCCGUGGACGCUUCGGCCGCGGCGGUGAUCCCUGGCGACACAGCCGGCAUCACCACGGACCUCACGGGCACCGGGGCCCACCUCCUCCCCCACCUCCGCCGCCAUUCGGUGCCGGCCCGCCCCCGCCCCCACCAUACCCUCACCCUAACCCUCAGUCUCCGGCCUUUGACUUCUCCAACUUUCUGAAUCAAUUCGCCGGCCGACCCUUCGCUCAGAACAUCCGCGACUGGGCUACUCGCUUCGGUGGCAUCAACAACCCCGGCGGCGCCCGCGGUGGCCCCGACUUCACCGCUGCCGCCAGCGACGACUCCUCCUUCAACCCCCCCGUUGACAUUUUUGUUACCGAGAAGUCCUAUGUACUUCACUUUGCUCUUCCUGGAGCCAAAAAGGACGAUAUCGGUGUCGACUGGGAUGCCGACAAGAGUGAGCUCCGUGUUGCUGGUGUAGUCUACCGCCCUGGAGACGAGGACUUCCUGGCCACCAUGGCCUCAAGCGAGCGCAGGGUUGGCAUGUUCACCCGCUCCGUACCCCUCCCCCCCGCAGGCUCAGAGAGGGAGGAGGUUGACGCGCUGUCUAUCACAGCCAAGAUGGAAGAUGGUGUCCUCAUCGUCACCGUUCCCAAGCUCGAGAAGGAAUGGACUGAGAUCCAUAAGGUCGACAUCGAGUAA
Messenger RNA from Colletotrichum truncatum, 1146 nucleotides. Its product is annotated as hsp20-like protein. The record is from RefSeq and is a predicted model, not a curated record. Gene Ontology annotation, biological process: response to hydrogen peroxide; response to heat; protein folding. NCBI's taxonomy places the organism in Eukaryota, Fungi, Ascomycota, Sordariomycetes, Glomerellales, Glomerellaceae.